AUGGCCCGCACACUGCCUCGCACGUUUACUAUCGCGCGCGCUAGACGCCCCCUAACGCUCUCUUCCAAACGCCCUUCCAGAUCCUCGCUCCACCACUCGUCGCUGCUCGUCCUCGCCGCUUUCGCGCUUUCCCUCCGCCUGCCGCUCGUGUCUGCCGCCACAUUUCAGGGUGACACGGAUGCGCUACACGAGUUUAAAGCCGCUGUCGAAAACCCGUCUGCGCUGAGCUGGCCCGACUCGGGCGGAGACCCGUGCAUCGACGGCUGGAGCCACGUCACGUGCACGCGCGACGCGAUCACGCAAGAGCACCGCAUCUCGUCGCUCCUAAUCGAUGGUCUUAACCUCGGAGGGGGCGGCUCCCCGUUCCCCACGCAGCUCGCGCGCCUAGCCUAUAUGCGCGCGCUGUUCAUCGGGAACAACGGGUUUGCGGGGGAGAUUCCGCGGGAACUGGGGGAGCUGGCGCGCAUGGAGCAGCUAGGGUUGGACCACAACGGAUUCACCAGCGCGCCGCAAGACCUGUUCGCAAAUAUGACGGCGCUCGAGGCGCUGUAUCUUCAAAGUAAUCCGCUUGGGGGACAACCUCCGCCCGAUCUAUCCGCAAACACGAAUCUUAACAUCUUGCUCCUCACCAACUGCUCCUUCACGGGUGAAUUACCCUCGUAUCUCGCGUCGCUCGUCGCGCUCACGAACGUCUCGCUCGGUCUGAACGCGUUCGACGGCGGGAUUCCCGAGGGGAUGUUCGGAGCGCACAUGCCGUCGCUGCUCUCUCUCCGACUCAACAACAACCGGCUGACCGGCCCCAUUCCCGCGUCGCUCGCCUCCGCGCCGCUCCUGUCGGAACUCUGGCUACACGGUAACGACCUCUCGGGACCGAUUCCCGACGCGCUAGGCGGGCCGUUGUCUCUGCUGCAGUCCGUGAAAGUAUACGAGAACGGCCUUGUCGGUAUGUUACCCGAGUCGCUCGGCGAGGCGCGCCAGCUAUCAGAACUGCAGGUGCAGCGGAACAAACUUGUCGGCCCGAUUCCUGCGUUCAUGGAGCGGUUCGGGGAGGGGAGCUGGGGGGAGAACGGGUGGUGCGCCGCGGGUCCAGGCGACGCGUGUUCCGACGAGGCCAUGGCGCUGCUGGAGUUUUUAAGAGGCGUCGAAUAUGCUCCUGCCCUUAGCGACUCGUGGGUUGCUAACGACCCCUGCGCUUCGGGCCCUGCGGGGAACUCGUUGGGUGACCAGUCGUCUUCUGCCACGUGGCUUGGCGUUGGGUGUUCCGCGGACGGCCAAGUUACCAGUCUCACCAUUCCCUCGCAGAAUCUGAACGGAACCAUUUCCGUGUCGCUCGCGCGGCUGCCCGCGCUGGAAAUGCUUCAGCUGCCCGACAACAAUCUCGAGGGUUCGCUGCCCGCGGAGCUCGCGCAGCUGCCCGCGCUGCGAGCCGUCAACGUGGCGAACAAUCAGCUCACCGGACCGCUGCCGGAUUUCCCGCCGCAAGUGACGGUGGUAGCGACGGGGAACAAGCUGGAAGGCGGGGGUUCCGCUGGUGGUGACGCUUCCGCCGCCGCGCCUCCGCCGUCGCCCCCGCCACCAGUGACAAACAGCAGCGGAGAGAGCGGCGGCGGCGCCAGUAGCGGCGGUAGCGGCGGUGGCAACAGCAGCAGUAGCGGAAGCAAUGCGGGGAGUGGCGGGGAGGGAAGCAACGGACAGGCAAGCGGUCCGCCGUCGUCGCCGCCUUCUGCUGCGCCGGAGGGUUCGGGAAAGAACGGCGGGAAUAGCAGCAGCAGCGGCGACGGCGGGGGAAGCAGCGCGUCUAAGAACGAGUCCGGCAGCGGUACUCCGCCCAUGAGCGAUAUCCAGAACUCCCCCGAAGGCCCUCCCGCGGACUCUCUCGGAAACUCUUCCCCCUCCACCUCUCCGCCUACCCUGCCGUCCGCUCCCCCCGCUUCUCCUUCCGACGCGACCUCCCCUCCUCCUCCAUCCGCUUCACCCAAGCGCGCCUCUCCCCCGCCCGCGGUGGAGAUCGAAGCGCCCGCUUCUGCCCUUCCCCCGCCCGUUGCGCCUCCCGCGUCUAUCCGCAGCAAUCCGGGGGGGAACGCGCGUGGUAAUCCACCCCCCGCUGACUCAAACGAUUCCGCUGCUAGCAACGGCGGCCGCGGCGGCCACGGCGGCAGCGGCGCUGGGACAAAGUCGAGACCAGCAUCGCCCCCCCAUACUGUUCCAGCCUCCCCCUCACUCUCCCCCCUACUCUCCGGUCCCCCCAGCUCUCCCGGCGCCCCCUCCCCCACAUCCGCCACGCCAUCCCUUCCCCCCCCCACCUCCGACACCUCCCGCACCGCCUCCUCCGCUCCUGGCGCGUCCGCGUCCUCCCCCCCAACCUCCCCGCCUCCCCCCGAUGCUUCCGCGCCCGCGCUGAGCACUCCGCUGAUUGCGGUGAUUGCGGUGGCGGCGGCGCUGCUGCUGCUGCUGGUGACGCUGUGCGCGGGGAUGCUGGGCAUGCGGUACUGGCGGGGGAAGGGGGGAAGCGGUGGGCGCAAGGGUGCCGCUGCUGUGACGUCGCAAGUCCUCCCUUCCGUCGCCCCUUCCCCCCACACCUCCGCCGCCUUCUCCGCCACCUCCGCCACCUCCUCCGCUCCCUACUCUUCCGCCACAGAAAACGCAGCAGGGGGAGGGUAUUCCGCCGCGUUGGGGGGAGCAGGCGGCGCAGCAAGCGGGAGUGGGGGAGGAGGAGGAAGCGGGUGGGGGAGCGGAUCAGGGCGGAACAUGGGAGGGGGCGGAGGGGAUGUGGUAUUGAAUCUGGGCGCGUGGGCGGGUAGCAGUGGCGGAAGGAGCGGGAGUGGCGGAUUGAGCAUGGGGAGCGGAAGCAUGGGUUCGGGCGGAAACAUGGGGAGCGCGGGCGCGGGCAUGAGCGGAAUGGUGAUGCGCAUGGACGUGAUCCGCGCGGCGACGGGGGGGUUUGCGGCGGAGAACAUCAUUGGCAAGGGGGGCUUCGGUACCGUGUAUAAGGGCGAGUUGGCGGACGGCACGGGGGUGGCGGUGAAGCGAAUGGAGGUGCAGCAGCUGGCCAAGAAGGGCGACUCGGAGUUCCAGGCGGAGAUCGAGGUUCUCUCGUCGGUGCGCCAUCGCCACCUGCUAGGGCUACUGGGCUAUGCCGUGGAGGGUAACGAGCGCGUGCUGGUGUAUCAGCUCAUGGCGCGCGGCCCGCUCAGCCGCCACCUCUUCGACCACCGCCGCCUCGCGCUGCCGCCGCUGACGUGGCGCGCGCGCGUGUCCGUGGCGCUGGACGUGGCGCGCGGUGUGGAGUAUCUACACUCGCUGGCGCACACGUCGUUUAUUCACAGGGAUCUGAAAGCGAGUAAUAUUCUGCUGGACGAGGGCAUGCGCGCGCGCGUGGCGGAUUUCGGGCUGGUGAAACACAGCAAGGGCGACGGAAUGCAGAGCAUCGAGACGCGCAUCGCGGGCACGUUUGGGUACCUGGCGCCGGAAUAUGCGGUGACCGGGCGGGUUACCACACGAUCCGAUGUGUACAGCUAUGGCGUGGUGCUCAUGGAGCUGAUCACGGGGCGGCGUGCACUAGAUGACUCCAAGGCGGACGAGGCCGCGCACCUUGCCACGUGGCUCGCUCCCCUCGUGCCACUCCGGGACCAGCUCGCUAAGGUCGUAGACCCGGUCCUCUUGCCUGAGAUGCCCGAGGCGCAUGGCUCGGCGCAUGGGUACGGCGGAGUGUUCCCGUCGGUGUGUGCGGUGGCAGACCUGGCAGUGACGUGUGUGGCGAGGGACCCUCGGCAGCGACCAACAAUGGGGGGCGUUGUGGGCGUGCUGGCGCCGCUGCUGCAGCAGCAGGAGCGGGAGGAAGAGGAGGCGCGGAAGGAGCACAGCAAUCAGGUGGCUGAGGAGGACGUGAGUGUUGCAGGCAUCGACCUGGGAGUGAGUCUGGCAGAGGCACUGCUGCAGUGGCAGCACAUGGACGCCCAAGGACCAUUUGAUAUCCCCGCUCGUGCACGUGUUGAUGCUCGUUCGGACGGGUACCCUACGCCGUCGGUUCGGGAUUCGUGGAGUGGUGGGUGGGUGAGUGAUAGGAGCGAGAGUGGGAAGAGAGGGAGUGGGGAGAGGAGGGGGAGAGGGAGUUUCAGCGGGGGACUUGAUGCAGCAGGGGAACCGGUGAGCUGGACGAAAGGGGGGUCGUUCAUUAUAAAGAGAAUUGGGGAUCAGUUGGAGGACGUGCUUGUAGAGAAGGGUGCGUGUAAGAGGGGAGGAAGAGGGGACGAGGAGACCAAGGGUCUGCUGCUGUGCGCUGAAGACUCUCUGAGGGGUUCGGAUGGGUGUGAUGCAGAGGGCUUUGGAUCAGAAGCGGAAAGAGUGAGGAAGGGGGCAGGGGUGCAGACUCAGCAGGUGGCAGACAUUGGAGCUGGGAGGCAGAGGGGGAGAGAAGGCAGGGCAGCAGGCGGUAAGCUCAUGAGUGAAGUGGUUGUUGGGGCUGGUGUGAGGAGAGGGGGAGGGGGAGAGCAGGGAGGAGGGAACGUGAAAGGAGGAGUGGGAGGGGGCAUGUCGCUAGCGGAGCAGUAUGUGCGGCAGGGAUCAUGGGAGGGGGGGUCGUCGGAUGCGAGUGCGAGGAGUAUCCCCACGUUUAUCCUGCCACGCCUUGCACUGUCAGGCCGGUGA
This is a messenger RNA of Closterium sp. Naga37s-1, 4647 nucleotides long. The record is from the annotation of a GenBank genome assembly. NCBI's taxonomy places the organism in Eukaryota, Viridiplantae, Streptophyta, Zygnematophyceae, Desmidiales, Closteriaceae.